Molecule: messenger RNA, 1283 nt
Organism: Anolis sagrei ordinatus
Lineage: Eukaryota; Metazoa; Chordata; Lepidosauria; Squamata; Anolidae
Gene: GAPDH
Product: glyceraldehyde-3-phosphate dehydrogenase
Biological process (GO): glycolytic process; glucose metabolic process
Cellular component (GO): cytosol
Molecular function (GO): NADP binding; NAD binding; glyceraldehyde-3-phosphate dehydrogenase (NAD+) (phosphorylating) activity
Source: RefSeq, a predicted model, not a curated record
CCCUCCUUUUCCUCAGCCAACUCUAUAAAGGCCCCAGACGAGGGCCCCUUUCCUGCUUCACCUCCUCACUGCACCGCAGAGCUGAGUUCGGCCAGGAUCCCAAGGAAUCACCUUUUCCAGAAAGCAAGAUGGUGAAAAUCGGAGUCAACGGAUUUGGCCGUAUUGGCCGUCUGGUCACCAGGGCUGCCUGCAUGAGUGGAAAAGUCCAGGUUACUGCAAUCAAUGACCCCUUCAUUGACCUGAACUACAUGGUCUACAUGUUUAAAUAUGACUCCACUCAUGGCCGUUUCAAUGGCACUGUCAAAGCCGAGAAUGGAAAACUUGUGAUCAAUGGAAAUGCUAUCACAAUCUUCCAAGAGCGUGACCCUGCCAAUAUCAAGUGGGCAGAUGCUGGUGCAGAUUAUGUUGUGGAGUCCACUGGCGUCUUCACCACCAUAGAGAAGGCCAGCGCUCACAUCAAAGGGGGUGCUAAGCGUGUUAUCAUCUCUGCCCCAUCAGCCGAUGCGCCCAUGUUUGUGAUGGGUGUCAAUCAUGACAAAUACGACAACUCCCUGAAAAUUGUCAGCAAUGCUUCUUGCACCACCAACUGCCUGGCUCCCUUGGCCAAGGUCAUCAAUGACAACUAUGGCAUUGUGGAAGGCCUUAUGACCACCGUCCAUGCCAUCACAGCCACACAGAAGACCGUGGAUGGUCCCUCUGGAAAGCUGUGGCGAGAUGGCAGAGGAGCUUCUCAGAACAUCAUCCCAGCAUCCACAGGCGCUGCCAAGGCUGUCGGCAAGGUCAUUCCUGAACUGAACGGGAAACUCACAGGGAUGGCUUUCCGUGUCCCAACUCCAAAUGUUUCCGUUGUGGACCUAACAUGCCGCUUGGAGAAACCAGCCAAGUACGAUGACAUUAAGAAAGUUGUAAAGGCUGCCUCUGAGGGGCCCAUGAAGGGUAUCCUUGGCUACACAGAAGACCAGGUUGUCUCCUGUGACUUCAACGGCGAUGCCCACUCUUCCAUCUUUGAUGCAGCUGCUGGCAUUGCUCUCAAUGACCACUUUGUCAAACUGGUCUCCUGGUAUGACAAUGAAUUUGGAUACAGCAACCGCGUUGUAGACUUGAUAGUCCACAUGGCAUCCAAGGAGUAAAGACGAGCGGCCACUUUGUCAUCUCGGCUCUGUAUAAUUUGCAGUUAGAGGCUCCCAGUGUUCCAUCUGCCUCUGAGGAAGUGGAGAGGCCGGAAGAAACUUGCGUUUCACUAACACCUCCCCUCUCAAUAAAAGUCAUCACUAUUUCAUGUA